CAAACAGCACCUAAACAUGCUCUCCCCUGCAUGCAGAUCUCACACAGAACUCUGCUGCUGCUCCUUGCAUUGGCACAAGCUUCUGGCAGUGAAUCAGUAGGGGAUUGACCAGGACCUGCAGCAGGAGGGGCAAGCACAGGAGCCAAACCAGAGCCCCAAGAUGUGGUGCCUCCUCGUGCUGCUCUGCUCCCAGGGAAUUGCCUUUCCAGCAGGAUUCUCAGCAGGAUUCUCAGCAGCCUCCAGUGCAGGUGUUGACAAAAGCCGCUGCAAGCGCCGCAACCCGGAAUGCUUCAUGAACGUUAGUGAAAUUAUCAGAUAUCACGGGUUCCCCAGUGAGGAAUACGAAGUUCCAACGGAGGAUGGAUACAUUCUUGGUGUUGUCAGAAUUCCUUCUGGAAGGAACAGCCCCAAUACAGGGAAGAAGCCUGCAGUCUUGCUACAUCAUGGUUUUUUAUCAGAUUCUAUUCACUGGAUUGCCAACCUGCCCAACAACAGCUUGGGCUUCAUCCUUGCAGAUGCUGGCUAUGAUGUCUGGUUGGGAAACAGCCGAGGAGACACCUGGUCUUUAAAACAUAAGACCCUUAAGCCCUGCCAGAAAGAGUUCUGGCAGUUCAGCUUCGAUGAGAUAGGUAAAUACGAUAUUCCAGCAGAGCUGAACUUCAUCCUGAAUAAAACUGGACAGAAGGAUGUUUACUAUAUUGGUCACUCUGAAGGGUCAGCUGCAGGCUUCAUAGCACUUUCUACUUAUCCUGAUAUGCCUCAGAAGAUUAAAGCAUUCUUUGCUUUGGCACCAGUGACCACCAUCACACACUCUACCAGUCCUAUGAUAACAAUUGCACUGCUUCCCCAGCCACUGAUCAGGUUACUGCUUGGCUGCAAAGGAGUUCUUCAAUACAAUGAGCUGAUGAAAGGACCUGUAACACGGUUCUGUGCAUGUCAGGGGAAAGUUUGUGGCAGUAUCUUCUGCUACCUGGUCGGGGGCAGGAUACAAAAUAUGAACACGAGUCGAACAGAUUCAUACUCAGGACACUACCCGGCUGGAACAUCGGUACAGAACGUUAUUCACUGGCAGCAGAUAAAAUAUGCAGACCAAUUUCAAGCUUAUGACUACGGCUGUAAGGAAAACAUGAAGAAAUACAACCAGACUGCUCCUCCUGCGUACAAGAUAGAGGAGAUAAAGGUGCCAACUGCUGUUUGGAGUGGUGGACAGGACAAAUUUGCAGAUCCAAAAGACAUAGCAAGGCUUCUUCCUCGGAUCACUAACCUCAUUUACCAUGAGCAUUUUCCUACAUGGGGACAUCUUGAUUUCCUCUGGGGCCUUGAUGCAACUGAGAAAAUGUAUCUGAAAAUCAUUGAACUACUGAAGAAAUAUGCUUAGAGUGCCACAGAAGGCAGUAGAGACCCCAGAUAUUUCUAUUUAGCAGUUGAUUAUUGGUAUAGGUAUAGAGGUUUACAAACUACUGACAAUUGGUUUGCAAUAUUUUUACACUACUUCCUUUGGUGUUACACUAAUUUGGUGAUUGCAGAAGAAGCUGGGGUUCGUGUGAAUGACCACUGAAAUUACAAAUACAUUACACAGAAAAUUUAGGGAUCCCUUA
Molecule: messenger RNA, 1598 nt
Organism: Melospiza melodia melodia
Lineage: Eukaryota; Metazoa; Chordata; Aves; Passeriformes; Passerellidae
Product: lysosomal acid lipase/cholesteryl ester hydrolase-like
Exons: 10
Coding region: 161-1378 (405 amino acids)
Molecular function (GO): hydrolase activity, acting on ester bonds
Source: RefSeq, a predicted model, not a curated record